UUUUCUCGUUCAAAAAACCAAGGCGAUCAACGUUGUCCAAAAAACCAAAAGAAGAAGAAGAAUCGUAGUUAUGUCUUCGUUUGAUCUUUAUUUUAUUGCGGAUAACUCUCUCUUGUUGCGGAAUUGCGGAUAAUAAUUUGUACGCAAUGCAUACAUGGUAACGAAAGAACCAAUAGCCACAGAGAGCCGCACAGAGCAGGAUGAAUUCAACGACGACAGUGUUGUCGGCCAAACCCUCCUUCCCGCUGAAACCAAACCCAAAUCCACUCAUCAACCUCAACUGGUUGUCCUUGGAAAAGAUUCAUUCUUGUCUCCGGUUGGGACCACGCAUGAGUCUUGCCGGCAUCGCAUUCUGUCAAGCACCGUCGGACGUUGCUGCCCAUAUAAUGGUGCAGGAUGAUCUCGACGCUUUCUUGCAGGUGCUCCCGUACUCAAAUGGCUUCCUUUCUUUUCUUCAUUCUUUCUCCUCCUCCUUUCUUGAUUGAUAUGUUCACACGCAUAUAGGCAAACGGUUGGUUUGCAAUUAGCAUUUGAUGGCUUCAGUCAAAUACUUAUCUUUUUUCUAUUUGUUUCAUUUUGUUACUUAUUCUUAUAUUUAUUGCAUUGGCUAUGAACAUGCUUGACCCCAUUUUCAUCUUUAUUCUUCCUACUUGUUACAUUUUUUCUGGCAUGGUUUCUGAACAUCGAAUGGGGAUAGAAAAAGAUCAGCUUUGAGAAAAGCCUUCAAGCCAAGUGAAAAUGUAGGAAACUUAAGAAGGGCUGUAUUCGUUUUAUAUGCAAACACGGUCUCUUUUUUCAGGCAACAUGCAUUUGUUGUCGUUUGCACAGAUUCUUCCAUGUGAUUUGCGUGACAAUCUUCUUAAUGAACCUAGGAGAGGUCAACUUUUAGAGGUUAUAUUGGAUCUGGGUCGUUUUCCAGAAGCACGCUAUCUAGGUGAAUUUGGGGGCUGCUAUCUGAGGAAUACAAAGGUGUCGGUGAAAGAGUUGGAGCAUGCUCAAAAUUCUGUUGGAUCAUUUGGGGGUGAUAAUAGAGCUGGCAUUGAAGGCACCCUGCACAGGAUAUCUGCAAUCAGGAGUAGGAAAGGGGCAAUAGUUGGUUUGACUUGCCGAGUUGGUAGGGCAGUCAGUGGACAGGUUGACAUGGUUUCUGAUCUGCUUCAGUAUGGGAAGAGCAUCUUGUUUGUUGGAAAGCCUGGGGUUGGCAAAACAACGGUUAUGCGAGAGAUUGCCCGUGUCUUGGCAGAUGAAUUUCACAAAAGAGUGGUGAUUGUUGAUACAAGCAAUGAAAUCGGAGGGGAUGGAAACAUUCCACAUUCAGCAAUUGGAGGUGCAAGAAGAAUGCAGGUACCAGAACCAUCCAUGCAACAUAGAGUCAUGAUCGAGGCAGUAGAGAAUCACAUGCCUGAGGUGAUCAUAGUUGAUGAGAUUGGCACAGAAGCUGAAACUCAUGCUUGUCGCUCAAUUGCCAAGAGAGGUGUCAUGCUUAUUGGUACUGCUCACGGAGAGCGGCUUCAGAAUAUAAUAAAGAACCCGACUCUCUCUGACUUGGUUGGGGGAGUGGAGACUGUCACUUUGGGAGAUGGUGAAGCCCGUGCUAGAAGUUGUCAGAAAACUGUUCUAGAAAGGCAAGCUUCUCCAACAUUUGAUUUCUUGAUUGAGAUGAGAGACAGGCACUAUUGGGUUACACACCAGACAGAGAAGAGUGUGGACAUGUUGCUUCGAGGCAAAAACCCUCAGGUUGAGGUAAGGAGGAGGGAUAAAAUGUUCAAGGUUGUCAUAGAAAAAUCAAAGGCCUAUGACAAAUGCGACUCUUGAUUUUUGUUUUGGUAGCAUUUUCAUAAAGAUUGGCACUCUUUCACGAUAAAAGAAAUUAAGAUCAACGCCCCUUGUUUUCACAACAUUGCUGUAAAUAGAUCGUAGGAUUGUAUAGUUGAAGAUCAAUUCCAAAUUUUUUUCCUCUCA
Carya illinoinensis is the source of this 1962-nucleotide messenger RNA. RefSeq lists its product as uncharacterized. The transcript is spliced from 10 exons. The record is from RefSeq and is a predicted model, not a curated record. The coding region runs from base 775 to 1815 and encodes 346 amino acids. Gene Ontology annotation, molecular function: ATP hydrolysis activity. NCBI's taxonomy places the organism in Eukaryota, Viridiplantae, Streptophyta, Magnoliopsida, Fagales, Juglandaceae.